AUGAGGCGUCCAAACCUUUCAAGCGGGCGCCUGGCCUUGCUCGUCAGCAUAUUGGUCUUUAUGCUCAUCAGUCUGACCGCAACCAUACAGGCUACACCAUUGGCACAACGCAAUCAGAUACCCAUUCGCCGUGAUGAUGCAGUACAGCAGCAGCAACUCUUCCGCCGCCAGCUUUCGUCCAACACCAACACAGCCGCCACACGAACCUACACCGAUUUACCUACUGCUGCCGUCAGCAUCGAAGGUCAGCCUUCGCCUACGAUGGGCAGCGACCCUCUUCUCGCUCUCAUGCCCGACUUUGCCUUUAGCAUGCCAGCACAGAUUGUCGUCGAUGGUAUCAACAUUGCGCUCAUUUCGGUCCUUAUCAUUCACCUCCUCUUCACCGUCCAAUAUCAUUUCCCACUCAGUCGCAAGAACUUCUACCUUCAACUUUCCAGCUCUCUUAUGCUCCUCAUCAGUCUCAGCGUUACGCUCCAUAUUAUUCUGGAUAAGCUUGAGGAUGAUUCGCAGCGAUACCCGUUCAUGUUCCCUUACAUCGGCGUACAACUCCCACCUGGCGAUGAUUCUUGGACCAAGGUGCAAGAAGUCUUCUUCCUUCUCAUGCGCGCCAUUACCGCUGCUCUCAUUCACAUCACUCACAUUCAAUUCCUCACACUCCUCUUCCCAUCCGCUCUCGAGGCACGUCUCAUUUUCUGGAUGCUGGGUCCCAUGGCCAUCAUCAACUCAGGCAUGGAAUUCACUGGCUUGGCGGACGACAGCGAUGCAAAGACCAACGACCUUGGUGAUGCCAUUCGAAACAUCUGCAACAGUACCUUGACACUACUCUACACCAGCGCUCUUCUCAUCUGGGGUCUUCUCGUCAACCGAAGACGUGCCUGGCGUGCAGGUGGUGGUACAGCGGCUUUCGGAGGUGGCUCCGUCGGUCUUGCCCUCAUCAACACUGCUAUCAGCUUCACAGAGAUCAAGUAUGAUCGUCUCUGGUGGCUACCCAACGUAUGCUGGACCCUCACAAUCUGGCAGAGUUGGCUUGGAUUUUGGUGGUGGGUCAGCAGUGGAAUGGGUAUCGGUGAAGUUGAGGAUCGUCAAGAGCGUCUCGAACGCAAGCGUAAACGUGAAGAGCGUCGGCGUCGUAAGGUCGAAAAGCAAAAACAAAAGAUUGCCGCACUCGAGGCCACCGAUGUCAACAACAACGACGAAGCUCACAGCUCGCAACACGACUCCAGCUCUAUUCCGGGUCUCAAUGGCUUCCGUCGCAUCAAGGACCGACUUGUUGGUGAGCCCACCGCCUCCAACACGCUCACACGUCGCAACAACCGCCGCCAGAACGCUGCGGGUGACGAGAGCGAUGCCCUCGGCGAUUCCGCGCGCGCCAACAGUGGCUCGACCAACGACGAGAUCGAGCUCAACCAGAUUCGCGUUGCUACCGGGGCCUCCAGAAGAGGCUCGCAGGACGAGAAUGCCGUUGCUGAUGGCAAUGCCCUCACUGGCGUUGCAGUGCAUUGUGCUCGUGCAGGAGAUGGUGACGAGGGAGACAUCGAUCCCGAAGCGGCAAUCGAUGACGGCAGAACUACCGCAGGAACAGGCUCCGGCUCGAGCGACACCAAUCCAACGGCAUCAUCUGCUCCUGGAUGGAUGUCGACAGCUGCACAACGCUUUAUGGACCACCAACCCAACUUCAUCAAGGCUCGUUUCCGCCGACUUCGCUUGGCGCAUAUGGCAGCGGCUCGGCGUGCAGCACACGAGCAGUCGGCGUUGCGCGAGCAAGUGUUGAACUCUUCUCGCGUCUCAGGACCUGGUCUCCGUCACAUGAUGUUUGACCGUCCUGGCUCAACGAGAACAGGAAUGGACAGCAAUUCAGACAUGGCCGCGAUGCCUGAGCUCUCACCUACACCCAGUCGCUCUGUGUCGCUAGGUACAAGACCUACGCGCGACACUAAGACGAUCUCAACAACUUCCUCUCUGCGUGCGGCUCACGAGCCAAGAAGCCAAAGUAUAGAUGGCACAGCCGCGUCACAGCAACGUCGAGGCUCCACAAAUGCUCGCAACUCGCUCACGCAAAGUGCACGACGAGGUAGCCGCAUCAAUGAGGAUGAGGACAGCGACGACGACGAUUCGCUCUCGGUGCGAGGCUCAUCCGAGAGUCAGAGCUCAGGGCGAAGAGCCGUUUCGCCAACAUCGCCAGCAGCAGGCACACUAUCCAAUCGAGGAAGGAACUCUUCAUCAGGGGGCGUACCCGCGGCCUCUACACAGGCUUGUGGCGCUCGUCAACAGCACAGCGGCCCAGCUAUUGGCGCUCUAGACGACGAGUGGGAAGAUAUCGACUCUACCACUGCAGCUUCCUGGCGCGCAGGUGCCACAGCAGACACUGGUGCGACAAGAAGCAGCAACGUCAGGUCAACAUCGCAGGCAUCCGAUCGAGCAGCUGCCAGCAGCAGAAGGGACGACGGCAGCGACGAUCAAGAUGCUGAGGAUUCCAGCUGGUUCUGGCGUGGUGGACUGCGUCAAAUGCGUCUGCGCGAUCGCACUACCUAUGAUUAA
Molecule: messenger RNA, 2538 nt
Organism: Ustilago hordei
Lineage: Eukaryota; Fungi; Basidiomycota; Ustilaginomycetes; Ustilaginales; Ustilaginaceae
Exons: 1
Coding region: 1-2538 (845 amino acids)
Source: RefSeq, a predicted model, not a curated record